Molecule: messenger RNA, 2114 nt
Organism: Gigantopelta aegis
Lineage: Eukaryota; Metazoa; Mollusca; Gastropoda; Neomphalida; Peltospiridae
Exons: 4
Coding region: 305-655 (116 amino acids)
Source: RefSeq, a predicted model, not a curated record
UGCAGCAAUUGUUGGUCCUGUUUGGUGGUUUACCAUUUGAUAGAUCACUAGUUAGAGGGAAUAUAACUAUUAAUACAGACGUGGCCGAUAAUUUAGUUCGAGCGAAGGUUUAUAGUCGACCAUGGAUGUAUUCGACCCAUCAGCAGUUAAUAUAAGGGUUUACUGAACAAAAACCUCGGACUUCGUUUUUGGUUCGAGAGUUGCGGUGUGUUUGACCUUCCGAGUUCGAACCAACGAGAUAGUAAUAGUAAUUCUCUAGACGGGAGCUAAAUUCUUCGUUUGACAGUUUUACCCAACACGCAGAAUGUUUCCAAUUCGUCAGACUGUGGCCAUUUUCCUGAUGGUUACAAAUGUGAUGCUGUUCUCUGUCGUGGUGUAUAAAACAUCACAGCUGUACACGGAACCGCACUCUACUAUCUUCAGUAACUCGGAGACAUGUCACAAGGUCACGUGUAAACCAGAAGAGACGUGCUGUGACGGCACUGCAACCAACAAAACCGUCAAUGGUUCUUUGUAUUGUUGUUACCAUGACUACGGGGAACGUAUUCGUAGUAUUAUGCUAAAGCAAUUGAAGGAAAAUUACGAAAGAGAUAUAAAACAUGAUGACCAUCUCCAGAGGGUGAGGAAAGUUGCUGCUGUUGUAAACGUAUUAUAGACCACGUAUUACACUUAGUUCGUAAUGUUAUUUCAGAUGACCAUCUCCAGAGGGUGAGGAAAGUUGCUGCUGUUGUAAACGUAUUAUAGACCACGUAUUACACUUAGUUCGUAAUGCUAUUUCAGAUGACCAUCUCCAGAGGGUGAGGAAAGUUGCUGCUGUUGUAAACGUAUUAUAGACCACGUAUUACACUUAGUUCGUAAUGCUAUAUCAGAUGACCAUCUCCAGAGGGUGAGGAAAGUUGCUGCUGUUGUAAACGUAUUAUAGACCACGUAUUACACUUAGUUCGUAAUGCUAUUUCAGAUGACCAUCUCCAGAGGGUGAGGAAAGUUGCUGCUGUUGUAAACGUAUUAUAGACCACGUAUUACACUUAGUUCGUAAUGCUAUUUCAGAUGACCAUCUCCAGAGGGUGAGGAAAGUUGCUGCUGUUGUAAACGUAUUAUAGAACACGUAUUACAUUUAGUUCGUAAUAUUAUUUCAGAUGACCAUCUCCAGAGGGUGAGGAAAGUUGCUGCUGUUGUAAACGUAUUAUAGACCACGUAUUACACUUAGUUCGUAAUGUUAUUUCAGAUGACCAUCUCCAGAGGGUGAGGAAAGUUGCUGUAAAUAAUUUCAGUUCGAGUUGUCUGAAGAAGAAAAGUAAAAGUGUUUUUGGGGAAAAAAACCAAAACAAAAAACCCACUAUACAUGUAUUUAUGUGCAAAUUAGAAAACAAACGGCUUAAAAAUAAAUAACUUUUAGUCCAAACUAUUGUGAGAAAUUGAUAAUUGUCUUUGUAAGAAACCAAGAUAAUUUUCUAAAUUAAAAUUAUGAUUGAUAAGGCGAUAAAAGAGACACUAGGAGGAAUCAGAUACUAAAAUGUAACAAGUUUGAUACAGUUGGUCAAAUAUUCUUUAAUUUGUUUAAUAAUAGAUUUUCUAUCAUGUCUGUAUUACUAAAACCCCACAUAUACGUAAGAAUAUGAAGUAUUUUAUCAAAAACUAACAACUGAAAGUCCACAGGUAAAAAACAAUUUCUAACAUUAAGUAAAUACAUUGCGGUUUUGCUCGAUUCACUAUAGCUGUUUUAGCAUCGAGGAAAUGUCUGAUUUAAAAAAAAUUACAAUACCUAUAUAGUCGUACUGCUCAACUAUCUCCAUAUUAUUAUUAUUAUUUAUUUUCAAAUUCACAUUAUACCUCUUAGAUCCAAACUCUACAAUUGUUGUUUUACAAACAUUCACUUUCAAUUUCCACAAUUUACAAUACUUGGCGAAAUAAUCUAAGCUCUUUAAAAACUUCUAAUACUCUUUAUUAAGAAUGUUUGUCGUGUAUUUUACUGUGUAUAUAUCGGGUGAGAUUUUAAUAAAAUAUCUUUAGAUCUGCCUAUUCGCUGGGUGAAUUAAAAAAAUAAAAAAAUGUGCAGGCUUGAAUAUGUUGUGUGUUAAUAAAAUGAUCACUAGAAAUCCAGUGUUGUGAAGUGA